CCAUCCAUGAUCCCCUCUCUCCCCCAAGACCAACAAUUCCAAGUCCUCGACACUCUCUUCGAGUCCUCUCCCGAGAUCCACACUCUCAUGGCCCCCGUACUAGCCAACCAGCCUUUCCCAACAUACGAUCUCCUCAUUGAUGCCGUAGGCGGACGCAUGUCUGCUCUAUCCGCGGCCAACUCGCCCACCGAUCGAACCAUCCUCACGGGAAUCCUGGGAUCGCAUCCGCGUCUGGGACGACCAAAGGUGAACCCGGAACAUCUAAGCGAGUUGAGUCAAAAGGAACAGGCGAAUCUGAAUGUUGGGGCCGAGGAACAGGCGGAGAAGUUGAGGGUGUUGAAUGCUGAGUAUGAGGAGAGGUUUCCGGGGUUGAGAUUUGUGACGUUUGUCAAUGGCCGGAAUAGAGAGGUUAUCAUGGACGAGAUGCGAAUGAGGAUUAAUAGAGGGGAUGCUGAGCAGGAGAUUAUAGAGACAAUCAAGGCAAUGUGCGAUAUUGCCAAAGACCGGGCAAGCAAGCUACUGCAAUAGAUCUACCCAUUACGCCAUAGACAUAUAGACUGUAUGAAUGAAUCAAUCUCCACACUCCACGCGCAUUGAUCAGAGAAUGGCCUGCUUCGACGGCUAAUCUAGUCGUUGGUGCCCAGAUCGUGGCUAUGCAAGAACGUGUGGGGUGUUCUAGAAGAAUGGAAUAGACUAAUCUUCUGUAUAAACUUCUCAUAGCAUCAAAAAUGAUUAUUACUAUCCUAACCGUUAC
Messenger RNA from Aspergillus wentii DTO 134E9, 754 nucleotides. RefSeq names its product 2-oxo-4-hydroxy-4-carboxy-5-ureidoimidazoline decarboxylase. The record is from RefSeq and is a predicted model, not a curated record. NCBI's taxonomy places the organism in Eukaryota, Fungi, Ascomycota, Eurotiomycetes, Eurotiales, Aspergillaceae. The transcript is spliced from 3 exons. The coding region runs from base 7 to 528 and encodes 173 amino acids.